CACACACACACACACACACACACACACACUUCUUACCCACACCCCUGGAUUUCUUGGAGUAUGUGUAUGUGUAAAGGUUAUAAGGUAAAGGUCUGUGUCCGUUUGUCAGUGUGAUUAUAACGCGGACUGAAAUGGACGUCUCGAUCCGUGUCGCCACCAUUGAGGACUGUAAAGACAUCAGGCGCAUGAUGUCAGAGCUUGCAGAGUAUGGGAAAAUGACAGAUCAUAUUACACUUACACAAAAAGACCUAGAACAGGAUGGGUUCUCUAAAAACCCAUUUUUCCAUGUGAUAAUCGCUGAGGUUCCAGAAAAAUACAAGACCAAAGAUGGACAUACGAAAAUAGGAUUUUCCAUGUAUUUCUACAUUUAUAGCUGGAAAGGAAAAGCUGUGUUUAUGGAGGACUUGUACGUGAUGCCAGAGUUUAGAGGAAAGGGCAUUGGCAAAGCAUUGAUGAGUAAAGUUGCACAGCUGGGACAGGCUGCUGACUGCACUCAGCUCAAGUUUACUGCGUUGAACUGGAACAAGACAGCGCUGGACUUCUACCUGAAUCAGGGUUGUGUGGACCUGACCUCUGACCUGGGUUACCAUUACCUUUGCUGUCAUGGGGAUGCCUUUCAAAAAAUGGCUGAUAAAGGAUCUGGUUAAUUUCCGAUUCAUUACUUCUAUGCCUAACUAAACUUCAGAAGGUUUUGGUCCAGCACAAUAUUUGGUUGUUUUUUUUUUUUGAAAGGCCACAUGAAAAAAAAAUAUAUAUAUAUCAAAAUUCAUAGCCAAUGUCAUAUGUGUGGUGGCCUGAGAAAACCCAGAUGUUGCUAUGACUAAAUUCUGGAAAACAGCAAAUAAUUAGAUUAAAAAAGGUCUCAAAACGAAUGAAGUUGUCAGAUAACUAAUUUUAGUCUAUAUGAAAAUUAUUACAAAACCGAAAAAUUACAAUAAUAAAACUACAAUCAAGACAAUCAUGUAGUAUGUAUUUUUACCUGCAAAAUUACAAAAAU
This is a messenger RNA of Tachysurus fulvidraco (yellow catfish), 997 nucleotides long. Its product is annotated as thialysine N-epsilon-acetyltransferase-like. The transcript is spliced from 6 exons. The record is from RefSeq and is a predicted model, not a curated record. Bases 132 to 647 code for a protein of 171 amino acids. Gene Ontology annotation, molecular function: N-acetyltransferase activity. NCBI's taxonomy places the organism in Eukaryota, Metazoa, Chordata, Actinopteri, Siluriformes, Bagridae.